Ectocarpus siliculosus is the source of this 2252-nucleotide messenger RNA. Lineage: Eukaryota; Phaeophyceae; Ectocarpales; Ectocarpaceae. The record is from the annotation of a GenBank genome assembly.
AUGUCCUCGCUGGCUUUUGCAUCAGUGGGCGGGCGCUGGGUGGAGUCAUCAGCACACGAGACUCUUCCCGACCCGCUCAACGGCGAGCCUUUCCUCAAGGUUCCCGCGACUACACCGGGUGAAGCACAGGCUUUUGUUGCUAGCCUCGAAUUGUGCUCCAAGAGCGGGCUGCACAACCCAUUCAAGAGCCCCGAGAGAUACCUGGCAUAUGGAAGCGCCACCGCCAAGGCUGCGGCCCUCAUGGCGGUGCCUGAAGUCGAAGAUUUCUUCACGAGGCUCAUCAUGAGGGUGGCACCCAAGAGCUACGCCCAAGCCAACGGGGAGGUGGUCGUGACGCGGCGUUUCCUUGAAAAUUUCUCGGGCGACAACGUGCGCAUGCUGGCGAGGUCAUUCAGCGUCCCCGGCGACCACGUCGGGCAGGCAUCUACCGGUUACCGCUGGCCGUUCGGCCCCGUCGCCAUAGUCAGUCCCUUCAAUUUUCCCCUGGGUGAACAACCAAGUAACGAGGGUACAUCUGUGUACCAGGUUUUGGUGGCUGGACUUGUGGAUAGCGUGGUAAUGGCGUAUCUAUGCAUAGAAAUCCCCGUGCUGCAGCUCAUGGGUGCGCUUUACAUGGGAAACAAGGUCAUCUUCAAGACGGACUCGAAGGUUUCCGUGGUGAUGGAGCAAACCCUCCGGCUGUUCCACCACUGCGGAGCGCCCGUCGAGGAUGUCGACUUCAUCAACUGCGAUGGCCCCGUCAUGCAUGGGGUUCUUACUUCAGCCCAGCCUCGCGUGACUCAGUUUACCGGGAGUUCCAAAGUGGCCGAGAUUCUAGCCGAAGCCCUUGAUGGAAAGGUAAAGGUGGAGGACGCUGGGUUUGACUGGAAGAUCCUGGGCCCUGACGUCCAGGAGGAGGAGUACGUGGCGCACACCUGCGACCAGGACGCCUACGCUUACAGUGGGCAGAAGUGCUCGGCCCAGAGCAUUCUGUUCGUCCACGAGAACUGGAGCAAGUCUGGCAUCCUUGAAACCCUCAAGAGCCUGGCCUCCCGGCGAACCCUCGAAGACCUGACGGUGGGGCCCGUGUUGUCCGUGACAACCGAGACAUGCAUGAAGCACAUCGACAGCCUGCUCAAGAUAAGUGGCGCGAAGGUGUUGUUCGGGGGGAAGCCGCUUUCGUCGGAAAAAGCCAAGAAAAUUCCUGCCCAGUACGGCGCGUGGGACCCCACCGCGGUGUUUGUGCCGCUCAAGGAGAUGCUCAAGUCGCCGGAGAACUUCGCGCUCUGCACCACCGAGAUAUUCGGACCAUUCCAGGUGGUCACCGAGUACGACGACAACGAGCUCGACGCCGUCCUUGAAGCGUGCGAGCGCAUGAACAACCACCUGACCGCCGCGGUGGUGUCGAACGACGUGUCCUUUCAGAGGAGGGUGCUCGAGGCCACCGUCAAUGGCACAACCUACUGCGGGAUCAGGGCGAGGACUACGGGGGCACCGCAAAACCACUGGUUCGGCCCGGCGGGAGAUCCCCGCGCUGCAGGCAUCGGCACCAUCGAGGCUAUCAGAAUGGUCUGGUCUUGCCACAGGGAGGUUAUCAUGGACGAAGGGCCAGUUCCCGAGGGAUGGACAACGCCUGCGAGAACCUAGCCACCUAAAUAUGUCGAGGAAUCUACCGGGGGCCUCAUGGUGAUCAUUGAUUACUAUCCUUACACAUGGGAAACACACCUAAGGUGGUAGAAAGCCCGUAGGGCUGUUUAGAGAAUUGCAUUGGAUCGGUGGGGGAGGGGUCGAGAAGGGAAAUGAGGCAUCGAUGAGGAGAGGAGGAAAAGAUGAAACACAGACAAUCCGCCAAUUGCGGACAAUGAAAUCCGCUUCCGGCAAUUUGAUGAGCCCAGUUUCGUCGGUGGCCCCACGGGCUUGGCCUAUAGUGAACAGUGGCGACAAUGCUUGUAAAAAAUAUGAGCUAUUUUGGAUGCCUGGUCCCCGUCUUGGUCCGCAAGCUAUCCUCCGCCUCCAAAGUCGCCCACGGAACGCAACACGGAGUAUUCACAUGUAAAAAAAUUCGUUUCAUUCUUGUUCAGACCUGGGUUUUGGAUUUCGGGUCAAAGCGACAAUCACUUCUUCAAUGAAAACAACAAGUGGGUCGAAUGCCAACGAUAUUCUCUUUGGAAUCUGUACCCGCAAGUGAGCUUUCGUGACUACUCGUACAUUCUUGUUCUCAUAGUACGGGUUGCUGUCGUGUCGUUGUCGUUGCUUUCGUCGUCGUCGUCGUC